Diatraea saccharalis (sugarcane borer) is the source of this 1231-nucleotide messenger RNA. The record is from the annotation of a GenBank genome assembly. NCBI's taxonomy places the organism in Eukaryota, Metazoa, Arthropoda, Insecta, Lepidoptera, Crambidae.
GAGUUUUCCCAGCCGCUGUGUCUGCUGUUUAGUUUAACUGUUUCUGUUAUAAAUUUUAAUUUCGAAGCUAUCGGAUUACUAACAUCUAAUUUAAUACAAAAAGAAUUUCAUACAAAAUAUUUUGUCAAUAUAAAAAUUAUACUUGGUUACUAUCGACCUGUCAAGAAGACAUUUUUAUAAAGCUGUUCUCGCAAAAUUCGCAAAAUAGGAGACGAAAAUCCCUUUAAGUUUUCUAAUUUCAUAUCGAAUCUGCCACCAAUCGGUGGUAGAGCGAUGCCUCGCUGCAGCAAACGCACACGUAGUGGCGCCCCCACUAACGGGGGCGAGGUUCUGCCUGGAGCCACAGCCAUAGACGAACACCACCAUCACAAGAGAUCAAGAAAUAGCAGUUCUCGUCGACAUUCCAAAGCAGAAGACACUAGUUUUAGUGCAAAGAAAUGUUUAGCUUGGUUUAAAGAAUACACAAGUGUUUCAGAACCAGAUGUGUUAGGUCCUGAAGGAAUGGAAAAGUUUUGUGAAGACUUAGGUGUAGAUCCUGAAAAUGUAGUGAUGUUGGUAAUAGCUUACAAAAUGGGAGCCAAACAAAUGGGUUACUUUACUCAAGAAGAAUGGUUAAAAGGUUUAACGGAGUUACAAUGUGACAGUGUGCACAAAUUGCAGAACAAAUUAGAAUAUUUACGCAGUUUACUCAAUGAUCCAUAUAUAUUUAAGGCUGUUUAUAGAUAUUCAUAUGAUUUCGCUAGGGAUAAGGACCAGCGGUCGCUGGACACGGGCACGGCGCGCGCGCUGCUGGGCGUGCUGCUGCCGCGCUGGGGGCUGCGCGCGCCGCUGGGCGAGUUCCUGCAGCGCGAGCGCCGGUACCGCGUCGUCAACCGCGACCAGUGGUGCAACAUCCUCGAGUUCAGCCGCACCGUCGACCACCACCUCGCCGCCUACGACGCGGACGGCGCCUGGCCUGUAAUGUUGGACGAGUUUGUUGAAUGGCUUCGUGCAGAGAGAGCGCCAGAUGCUGCGAUGCCGCCCGUCAGCUGAGAGAUCACACACACUAACUACAUCUAACCUAUACACACGUACGUACAAGAUAUGGCCGCUUCAAUCUACAGGUAUCUGUUUUUCGAUAAAAUUUAAUUUUUAUUACAAUGACGGCGUUAUCUGAAAAAAAAAUUUACACAAUCAUCUUUAAGUAAUUCAGUAUUAUUUUAAAUCCAACAUCGUGUAAAAGAUAUUAUUU